Molecule: messenger RNA, 497 nt
Organism: Nicotiana attenuata
Lineage: Eukaryota; Viridiplantae; Streptophyta; Magnoliopsida; Solanales; Solanaceae
Product: oligopeptide transporter 4-like
Exons: 2
Coding region: 105-374 (89 amino acids)
Biological process (GO): transmembrane transport
Molecular function (GO): oligopeptide transmembrane transporter activity
Source: RefSeq, a predicted model, not a curated record
CAAUACUCCUUUCUUUUCUCAAUCAAUUCUUCUCUUUCAGAAAAGAACCACUCAUUAUUACCCAAGUCACAGUUCAAGUAGCUACUCUCCCCAUUGGACGGUUCAUGGAAGCUGUAUUAACCACAACCAAGUUUCGGAUCCUCGGGUUCGGGUCAAGAGAGUUCUCACUUAACCCGGGUCCAUUUAACAUGAAGGAGCAUGUGGUUAUCACUAUUUUUGCAAAUGCUGGCAUCUCUUUUCAAAAUGGGUCUGCUUAUGCUGUUGGAAUUGUUAAUAUUAUUAAGGCUUUUUAUGGCAGGAGCAUUUCUUUUGGUGCUAGUUGGCUUCUCAUCAUUACUACACAGGUUUGGGAUACGGUUGGGCUGGGCUUUUAAGGAAAUACGUAGUUGAGGGGGCAUUUGCGUCUAUACUCGCUUUUUGGGUUACAUUUUAACUUGUGCUCGUUUUGCAAAAAAAAUUGCAAGCGUACCCACUUUUUCGCGUAACUUCAGCAUACG